AUAAACACAAUUACACAACUCUUCCUCCACAACAUCUAACAAAACUAAACCGAAAAAAGAAAAUGAAACACAUUUUCUUGAUCUUGUUCUUUGUCUUGUUGAAAUGCAUUGGCAUUUUGUCACAAGCUCCAGCUCCGGCUCCAGGUCCACCACCUCCAUUAAACGUGACAAAGAUACUCGAAAAAGCAGGUCAAUGUUCAACGUUCAUACGUCUACUACAAAACACACAACAACUCAAUGAAAUCACCUCACAACUCAACAAUUCCAACAAUGGAAUCACAAUGUUUGUGCCAACAGAUAAUGCAUUUUUAAACAUGAAAGCAGGCACGUUGAACUCGUUUAACGAUCAACAAAAAGCUGAACUUAUCCAAUUCCAUAUCCUUCCUACAUACUAUUCACUCACUCAAUUCCAAACUGCUAGCAACCCUUUAAGAACACAAGCUGGAGGAACAACGGAUAGAGAGUUUCCAAUAAAUAUAACAACAAUUGGAAGUUCAGUUAACAUUACAACAGGAAUUGUGAAUGCAAGUAUAUCAAAUACAAUAUAUACUGAUAACCAAUUGGCUAUAUAUCAAGUAGACAACGUUCUUCUUCCGUUACAAUUCUUUGUUCCUCCAGCACCAGCACCAGCACCAACACCUAUAACGCGUAAAAAGAAAGCAGGAUCCUCUGAUUCUUCAUCAAAACAAUAUGCUUCCUCUGCUACUUCUCUGUUUCAAGAAAUGUACAAUGGGAUGAUUUUCGUUUUCUUGUUUUCUACUGCAUUUUUUUUGAGUUUAUAAGUAUGAUGAUCAUGUUAGUAUUUGUGUGUAUGUAUGCUUGUGAUUCUUUACCUAUAUUUCAUUGAAAAUGAAUUUUGAGUGUUUUCAAGAAUUGAUCUUGGUUAUUAUAAGUUUGAUAUUUGUAUUCAA
Solanum pennellii is the source of this 911-nucleotide messenger RNA. RefSeq names its product fasciclin-like arabinogalactan protein 12. NCBI's taxonomy places the organism in Eukaryota, Viridiplantae, Streptophyta, Magnoliopsida, Solanales, Solanaceae. The transcript has a single exon. Bases 63 to 782 code for a protein of 239 amino acids. The record is from RefSeq and is a predicted model, not a curated record.